GAAACAGGUUCAUGCACCUUUCCAUGUUUCUGAAUCUCAAUCUAUAUCCUCGAAGAACAAAACCACCUAAUUACUUUUUCUUUUAUUUAAUUUUUUUUGGGCAAUUUGUUGGGUGAUGAAGAAAAUAAAAGGGGGUAGCUCUUUGUUUGGUAGGUGGUUUUUGCACCAUCAAAAGCAGAAAAAAGGUUAAUAUCAGCAUCCAUUGCAAAAAAAGAGGAUUUUUUUUUAGCUGUUCUUCCAAACACGCCUCUCUGCUUGGGAUCCUGUACUGGAAUGUGCAUGUGGGAAUGCUGAUCAACAUCCGGAUAGAUGGAAUAUGUCUGAAAUCAAUAUUUGAUAUGUUAUACAUCUCAAAACAUCUAAGAAAGCCUUAUGAUACCUGCAACACUUUCUGGAAUGGGUUUAGAAGCAGGUAGCAUUGAUGAAACUGUAAAGAUGCUAGAUGAGCUGUGGCCUCUUAAUGAUAUCGAUCUAGAGAAGUCAAAGUUCCCAUGUUGUUUAGUUUGGACUCCACUUCCAGUUGUUUCAUGGUUGGCACCUUUUAUCGGACAUGUUGGCAUAUGCCGGGAGGAUGGUUCUAUUCUAGACUUUUCUGGGUCUAAUCUUGUAAAUGUUGACAAUUUCGCAUUUGGUGCAGUGGCCCGGUACUACCAACUUGACAGAAGACAGUGCUGCCUUCCGCCAAAUCUAUCAAGGCACAUAUGCGAACAGCGAUAUAUACAUCACGAGUUUGGGACUGCUAUAUCUUGGGAUGAUGCCCUAGGAUUAAGUAUGCGUCACUAUGAGAACAAAUCAUACAAUCUCUUCACGUGCAAUUGUCACUCUUUUGGGGCCAACUGUCUGAACCGCCUUUGCUAUGGCGGGUCAAUGAGCUGGAACAUGAUUAACAUUGCAGCAUUGGUACUAUACAAGGGACAAUGGGUUGACGGCAUGUCGGUUUUGAGAUCCUUUCUGCCUUUUGUAGCAGUACUGUGCCUUGGCAUCUACAUGGUUGGUUGGCCCUUCUUGGUUGCCCUGCUAUCAUUUUCUCUCCUGCUUCUUACAUGGUUUGUGGUAGGAACCUAUUUUGUCAAGGACAUACUAGACUGUUAAGUGUUAGGUGCAUGGGUAUUUGGUAAUAAGAUUGCAAACUUUUGUUUGCAUAGAACUGGCAAACAUUUUGGAAGGCUACAUUUUAUAAAUUCUUUGAUUUUUGUACAUGAAUUGUGCCUAAAACAAACUAAGACCAAUCAAGAUUGGAAAUUGUAAUAUCAUCAUGUGUUUUUACUCA
Beta vulgaris subsp. vulgaris (sugar beet) is the source of this 1270-nucleotide messenger RNA. RefSeq names its product protein REVERSION-TO-ETHYLENE SENSITIVITY1. Gene Ontology annotation, biological process: regulation of ethylene-activated signaling pathway; response to ethylene. Lineage: Eukaryota; Viridiplantae; Streptophyta; Magnoliopsida; Caryophyllales; Amaranthaceae. The record is from RefSeq and is a predicted model, not a curated record. The coding region runs from base 373 to 1092 and encodes 239 amino acids. Gene Ontology annotation, cellular component: Golgi apparatus; endoplasmic reticulum. The transcript is spliced from 3 exons.